This is a messenger RNA of Closterium sp. Yama58-4, 1842 nucleotides long. The record is from the annotation of a GenBank genome assembly. NCBI's taxonomy places the organism in Eukaryota, Viridiplantae, Streptophyta, Zygnematophyceae, Desmidiales, Closteriaceae.
AUGCUCCACUUCCCUCCAUGUUCCACCCCCAACGCCCCUCCACCAUCACCCACCCUUCAACAGGACAUCAACCUCUUCUUUGCUCUCCUCUUCCACACCAUAGCAGCCUUCUCCUCUCAAGCCAUCGGUUCCUCCCCUUCCUGCUCCUCUUCCCCCUCUCCAUGCGCCUCUCCUUCCUCCUCUCCUCCCUCCUCUCCUUCCUCCUCUCCUCCCUCCUCUCCUUCCUCCUCCUCGCUCCCCUUUCAUUCCUCCUCCCAUCCCUCCACUCCUCCUUCCUCUCAUCCCUCCUCGCCGCCCACAGCACCGCCCGCCAUCCAUCUCUCCCGCUUUGACCUCUUCCACUGCCACCUCUUCGCCACCCUCUCCUCCGGUCGCCUCGGAGCCCUAUGGUCCAUUGGCUCUGACACAUACCUGCCAGGUUCCCUUCACAUUCUUGAGACAACUCCAGAGUCCAUCUUGCAUGAAGAGCUGGUUUGUGAAGCGCUCAAGCUUACCCACACUAUCUAUGAGAGUGAUUUUGGAUCUGGGCCAAUCACAGGGUUUCGGCCACGUCAAAAUUCAUUGUUUUCCCUGAUCUCAUCGCAACAGCUCACCAGCUCCCACUUUACCAUCUCCCAAAUUCGCCUUGGGAUUCCAUUUCCGUGUUCAGCACACAGCUUCAGGAAUUUCUUUCAGGUCGGUAAAAACCACCAGAUUCCUGUUCGUGCUGGUGGAUUGGCGAAUCAUUUCAGAAUUCUUGCGUGUCGCGUCAAGAUGGCGCCAUCGAAGGUCCUUCUCCUCGGUCUCGGCCUCGCGGCACUGCUCGCAGUGGCCGCAGCUGACGGCGAUUCCGAUGUCGUCGCUUUGAACAACGACAAUUUUGACGACUAUGUCGGCAAGGAGGAGGCUGCGUUUGUCAAGUUCUAUGCUCCUUGGUGCGGUCACUGCAAGAAGCUGGCCCCAGACUAUGAGACCUUCGCCACGGCGUUCAAGAAGACCAAGUCCGUCGUCAUCGCCAAGGUGGACUGCGACGAGCACAAGGAUGUGUGCAGCAAGUACGGUGUGAGCGGCUUUCCCACGCUCAAGUGGUUCCCGGCUGGCAAGUCCGAGCCUGAAGACUAUAAGGGCGGACGAGACGUAGCGGAUCUGGUGGAGUUUGUAAACGAGAAGCUCGGGACACACGUGAAGAUCGCGGCGCCUGUGUCGCAUGUGGUUGCCCUGGACCCAUCCAACUUCGACAAAGUGGUUCUGGACACCACCAAGCACGCUCUCGUCGAGUUCUACGCUCCUUGGUGCGGCCACUGCAAGUCCCUUGCUCCUACGUACGACAAGCUGGGCGCGGUGUUCAAGGCGGACAAGAACGUGGUCAUCGCCAAGGUGGACGCUGACUCGCACCGCUCCCUGGGCGAGAAGUACGGCGUGUCUGGCUUCCCCACGAUCAAGUGGUUCCCGGCGGGCAACAAGGACGGCGAGGAUUACAACGAGGGCCGGGACCUGGCGGACUUCGUAAAGUUCAUCAACGAGAAGACGGGCACCAGUAGGACUGUCUCGGGCAGCCUCCUUGAGACGGCUGGGCGCAUCGCGGAGCUGGACGAGAUUGCUACUGCUUUCGUUGCUGCGAAGGAGGGAGAGAGGGCGGGGCUCAAGGCUAAGGCCGAGGCAGUGAAGGUGGCUGAUGACAAGGCCAAGCACGCAGCCCUCUAUGUCAAGGCCAUGAAGAACAUUAUUGAGAAGGGCGCUGAUUAUGCUGAGAAGGAGGUUGCCCGCCUCACCCGCGUGCUUGCAGGGUCUCUCAAGCCAGAGAAGGCCGAUGACUUCACCAUUCGCAAGAAUAUUCUUUCUGCCUUUGUUCAGGCCAAGUAG